Molecule: messenger RNA, 471 nt
Organism: Paracoccidioides brasiliensis Pb18
Exons: 1
Coding region: 1-471 (156 amino acids)
Source: RefSeq, a predicted model, not a curated record
AUGUCUACUACAAAAUUCGAGACUCCCUCACACAAAAUCCACAUUUGUCUUUGGUUCGAGAAGGACGGCAUCAAGGCCGCCGAGCACUACAUUUCCCUAUUCAACAACUCCCGCAUAAUUUUCAGCGACGAUACGCUGGUCUCAUUCAUUAUCGACGGACAGCAGAUAACAAUUCUGAACGGUGGUCCCCACUACAAGCUCUCACCUGCCGCGUCCCUAUUCAUAGUUUGUGAUGGCCAGGAGGAGAUCGAUCGUCUGUGGACGGCAUUGACGGCAGAUGGUGGCAAGGAGCUCCAGUGUGGUUGGCUCACCGACAAAUUCGGCGUCUCAUGGCAGGUUGUACCCGGCUCUCUGUUGGAAAUGAUUAACGACCCCGACGAGGAGAAGGCAAAGAGGACGCGUGAGGCGAUGCUGAAAAGCGUCAAGUUUGAUAUCCAGACCUUGAAGAACGCCUAUAACGGGAGCGAUUAA